AUGUCUUCUACUUCUAAUUCUAUAAAAAUAUUUUCGGGUAGUUCACACGUUGAACUCGCUAAACUCGUAGCAAAACGAAUAGGAAUAGAUUUAUCCAAAGUUGUCGUUUUAAAAUAUUCUAAUCAAGAGACUUCAGUGACAAUUGGAGAGAGUGUACGUGAUGAAGAUGUAUUCAUUAUUCAAUCAGGAUGCGGAGAAAUUAAUGAUAAUUUAAUGGAACUUUUAAUCAUGAUAAAUGCAUGUAAAACUGCUUCAGCACGUAGAAUUACUGCGGUAAUUCCCUGUUACCCUUACGCAAGACAAGAUAAAAAAGAUAAAUCAAGAGCUCCAAUUUCUGCUAAAUUAGUAGCUAAUAUGUUAACCGUGGCUGGAGCAAAUCAUGUUAUUACUGUGGAUUUACAUGCUAGUCAAAUUCAAGGCUUUUUUAAUAUUCCUGUAGAUAAUUUAUAUUGUGAGCCUUCUAUGUUAAAAUAUAUCAAAACUCAUAUAUCUGAAUGGCAAAAUUCAAUUAUUGUUUCUCCUGACGCAGGUGGAGCAAAAAGAGCGGCGUCAAUCGCAGAUCGUUUGAAUCUUGAAUUUGCUUUAAUUCAUAAAGAGCGUAAAAAAGCAAAUGAAGUAUCACGUAUGGUUCUAGUUGGUGAUGUUAGUGGGAAAACUGCAAUUCUUAUUGAUGAUAUGGCAGAUACCUGCGGUACUUUAAAAAUGGCCGCUACAACUCUUAAAGAGCGUGGUGCCUCCAAAGUAUACGCAAUAGUGGCUCAUGGUAUUCUUUCUGGUAAAGCUAUUGAUGUAAUUAACGAUUCACAGUUGGAAAGUUUAGUAGUAACAAAUACUAUACCACAUGAUGACAAAAAAGCCAUUUGUUCAAAAAUUGAUACCAUUGAUAUUUCUCCUACCUUAGCUGAAGCUAUUCGACGUACUCACAAUGGCGAAUCUGUUUCAUUUUUAUUUUCUCAUGCUCCUGAAUAA
Molecule: messenger RNA, 969 nt
Organism: Rhizophagus irregularis DAOM 181602=DAOM 197198
Lineage: Eukaryota; Fungi; Glomeromycota; Glomeromycetes; Glomerales; Glomeraceae
Biological process (GO): purine nucleotide biosynthetic process; 5-phosphoribose 1-diphosphate biosynthetic process; ribonucleoside monophosphate biosynthetic process
Cellular component (GO): ribose phosphate diphosphokinase complex; cytoplasm
Molecular function (GO): magnesium ion binding; ribose phosphate diphosphokinase activity
Source: RefSeq, a predicted model, not a curated record